This is a messenger RNA of Falco peregrinus (peregrine falcon), 4379 nucleotides long. RefSeq names its product KIAA0753 ortholog. The transcript is spliced from 17 exons. Gene Ontology annotation, biological process: protein localization to centrosome; centriole replication. Gene Ontology annotation, cellular component: centriolar satellite. The record is from RefSeq and is a predicted model, not a curated record. NCBI's taxonomy places the organism in Eukaryota, Metazoa, Chordata, Aves, Falconiformes, Falconidae. The coding region runs from base 582 to 3221 and encodes 879 amino acids.
CGGGCGCGGGGCGUACCUCUCCCUCCUUCACCCUGGGGCCGGUCUCGGUCUCGCCCGCCGUGCCCUGAGGGCGAUGCGGGGGAGAAGCGGCCGCCGCGGGCUGUCGCCGACAGGGCUGGGCUGCGGGGGCGCCCCUCGCGUCGCGACCCGCAGAAGCGGGCGGGCAGGGCCGCCCCGGCAAUGUCAGGCCGGACGGGAGUCCCUGUGGCUGAGCUAAGGAGUAGGGACAACGCCUGUACUUCAGUCGCGAUCGAGUUUUAGCAGCGCUAUUUAAUUCCUAGAGGAAGGAGGCACUUCGCUUCUGUUUUAAAUCCUUCUCUGUGAAGCAGUUCAGGUACGAGCGUGCCCUCGGCCUGUGCUCCGUGGACACUGGCGGAUUUUGCACAGGCCCGGCUGCCCCGGGCUCUGCCUGCGACCUGGUGCCUUUCCCCUGCCGGGGGAGCCAUAGCUAUGAAAGUUCUGCAGCCGUCGUAGGGUUCAUGGUGUGUGCCGCCCCCCGUUGUGGUGCUCCUCAGCUCUCCAUGGGGUUGUAAUUGUAAACAAAGGAAAAAUAACGGGGUUUUCAGCAUUGAGCCGAUGUGAUGGGGCCAAGCCAGACAGCUAUGUCUGAUGCUACGUUUGCAUUCACUGCCCAGCUACACAGGAAUGAGACAGAGGCUUUACAAACACAGCUCCAGUUUAAUAGAAAUGUUCCUGCGCUUCCAGAGAACUUGGCUCUCAGAUUAUCUAAUCCCCGUCCAAUUGUAAUAGAAAAACUGAAGGCAUGCAAUGAUAAGAGAAAUCUAGCUGUAAGUGAGGACCCCAGCAUAAGAAGCUCUGGCAUGUUUUCAGUGGUAUCUGAGGAGAGACUAAAAUUGGCUAUUCAACUAGCCAAAAGGGACAUAAAACGAAGACAUCUUGAAGAGCAAGUGUUUGGAGAUGCUGUCAAUAAACCAUUGCUGGUCCAGAAGUCACACCAGCACAUGACUAAAGUAUUCACAAAUCCAGAAAAUAAAAAUGCACUGAAGUCUCAAACUCUUUCGAAAUAUCAGCAGAAACUCAGUCAGCCUUCUAAACUGGAAACUACCGCCUCUGGCGCUAAAGUUUUUCUUUACACAGCAAAUGAGGGAAAGGUAAUACCAGCUGUUUUGGACUCUCCACCCACCCAUGACACAGGACCAGACCCCAAGCCAAAUGUGAACAAAAAAGAAGGUAAAACUAUGCAGGAAGUCCGGCGGCUGCAAAAAGAAUUGAGGAACUAUGUCCAGAAAAUUGAAGAACUGACUAAAAAAGGGAAAGAGAGAAAAAUUUUAGAUCCUGAUGAAGAGCAACGAGUUUGUAUUAGGAGACAGAAGCAAGCUGCACGGUCAGCUCGGAUGCUGUAUGCACUCCAGCAACAGGUAAAAGAAAUUCAGGAUGAUUUAGAGAAACUGAGUCCUCAUAAAAUCAAACAUACUAAAAAGUCUCGAGCUGUAUCCAGAUUGGCAGCAGCACACAGAGGAGCUGUACGAGCCUUGCAGGCAUUUGCCAAUCAGUUUACAGAUCAAACAGAGCAGCAGAUUCCUACCCACUACAAGGAACUGGGCAGUCUCAUUCGACAACUGUCUCUCUGUUCUGCCAAGCUAGAAGUGGAUUCUUCCAUUUCUGACAUUAUCAUAGAUGUUUUAUUGCAAGUUGAGGAUCUGGAUGCACUGCUGGAAAAGAAACGAACACCCCAAAAAGUGAAGAAAUGUAUUACAGCAUCUGACAGCAAAUCUCCAAGGAACACUAAGAUGUUUCCAGCCAGAAAACAGAUUAUAUCUCCAAAAGGAGAAAACAAACUUCUCAUUUUAAAGGGACAGCAUGGGCAAGAACCUAGAAAACCUCCAGCUGCCAGGAGUCUCCUGACUGCAGUUCAGAAGGCAAACAGUUGUACUUAUACACAGCACAAUAAAUUCGGAGAAGAAAAUGACCCACCUACUCCAGAGAGAAAUGCCACUUUACAAGAAAGCGUAGAUGCAUUGGUGCAACCUAGAGCUGUAAAAAAAGAUCCCAUCCUUGAAAGUGGCCCUUUGAAGAAGAAAAGCAUGUUAUUACCUGCAAGAUCACAGGGAAUGCCAAAAUCUUUAAAAUCAAGACGGGUACAGCCUCAAGGAAAGCAUGCCCGAUUUCAAGAGACAACUAUAGCUUUCCAGCUAAAGGAGAACAAACAACCUGUUAAGGAGAGCAGAAUACCCUGCGUGCCUCCAAACACUACCUCUCCACAUGUUUCACCUAGGCGACUUCCAUGGCUUGAAGCAGAAACUUCAAAAAGAGUGAAGGUUUUAGCUGACCUUAGCAGAGGAGAAAUUAAAGAAAUACAAAAAUUAAGGUCACAAAGUACUUCUCCAACCCAGUACGCAGACAAAGAUGAGAAGGCAGUAUGGGAAUGUUCAGAACCUCUGUUAGACAGGACACAGAAGGUCAAUCUUUCCUUGGAAACAAACUGUCAUGUGAAGGAUUCUUCAUUUUUAACCCACCUUUCAACUCAUGCAACUGAGAAGCAGGUUGCAGAAAAUGCAGAUAUUCUGAGUGAUAAGCUAUUGGAUGAUCUUUUGGAAGAUACUGCUCAGGAGCUGUGGGGUAUGGAGCAGCGUGGCAGGCUCCAGACUGAGGCUCUGCCUGUGGCUGACACUCAUAGUCUGGAGUCAAUGUUACAAAGAAUGGAAGAAAUUGAAAGAUACCAGGAGGCUGUACGCAGGAGAUUCACACAUAUUGCAUACAGUGAUUCAGAGUUCUGGACCCAGGAAGACAAACUGGAACAACAAAUUGCAUCAGUAGCUACAAUACCUACAUCUCCUCAUCCAAUUCAGAUAACCAAAUUAAUUGGACACGCAGAGCCGGAAAUGGACUUUUUAUUUGAAAAACGUUUUGAUGGCAAUGAUAUUGAUGAAAACAAAGAAGCAGAGGAGAAGCUGCAGACUAGAAAUUACAUUCUGCAGCAAUUGACUCGGAAUUCUCUACAGAAAGAGUGCUAUGUAUCUCUCUCUGUGCCAAAGCAUAUGCUCCAGAGCGUCUUGGAUUAUAACAGCAGAUACAAGCAUCACUUAAAGCUUAUUUCCCAUGAGGCAGUAGGCAGUUUCAAUCCAUGGCAGAUUGCUGAGAGUCUUGCAGAGCAACUAACAGAAGAAGCCCUAUGUGAUGUGGCAGCAGAGCUGCAGGAUGUUUGUGAGGAUUAUGCAGAAGCUGUGUUCACGUCCGAGUUUUUGCAGCCUGUGCAAUAAAUGCUUUCAAAUCUGCCCCAUUAGCAAAUGCGAUGUCAGCCUCAGCCUUAACAGUCUUAUCUGAUUAUAUAAUUUUCCAUGCGUUUUUUUUUUAAAGUCUGUGAGAUUCUGUCCACCAAGUGAAUUAAGUCCAUCAAGGAUUCAUCUCAGAUUUUUGUAAAGCCAUUAUCAUAACGUUUUCCUUUUCAGACUUUAUUAUACUGCAUUCAUCCAGACGUUUUUUAGCCAGUGUUUCAAUAGAAUGAAAUAAACUGUUACAGGUAAAGUUUAUGUAUUUUGAUAGGAGUACCAAUCCAUUUGUAUACCUGCAUUACUUCAUCCAUUUUUAUGUGUGAUCAUCUUACUAGACUGGGAGGGGGACUGGGUUCGAGCACUGUCACGAACAGUUCAAGCAGGCUGUUGACCUAUGAGUACAGCCAAUGUCUGUGCCAUGAGAAUCCUUCCUUUGGGUAGCGACAUCCCCAAGUCUGAAUGUAGCACCUCUUCUGUUCGAUUCUGAAUAUCACUAGUACAUCAUGCAUGGACAAAGGAGACUUUUCAAUAUAAACGCAUCAUGGAGAUUUCCUUUCUUUUUAAAGUACUCUAAAAUACUAUGAUUUUAUCCGCAUUUAGUGGUCCAACCCCAUGUUCCUUGCUCUUAAGAAUCUCGUUGAAAUAAAGAACAAUAAAAUAAAUGAACAACUGGGAAUUCUGCGAUGUUGACUUCUUUGUUUCAAGUAAUCAGUGUACUAGUUUCAGCUAUGCCUGGAGCCAGCAAUGAGUAAGAAGUAUUUAUGGUAGUAUUCUAGGGAAAUGCAAAUCCAACCCUUGAGGUAACCCAAAAUCCCAUGUAACAGUCUGUUUCCUUUAACUUAUUUCUUUUUCCCAAUAGUGUUUGCCCUAUAACAGAAUAAUUUUUAACCUUCUAAGAUUAUUUUUAUUUUCUCUUAUUAGAACAUACAUUUUAAAAAUAAUUAUUUUAUUGAAGGAUGGUUUACUGUUUUGUCUUGAAAUUUACACCAAAUGUAACGAUGUAAGUGUUAUUGCUGAUGUGUGACUUUGCUGAUGUGUGAUUUCUGUAAUUUAAAACACUAUUUAAAGCACUUAUCUUUUUAAUUUCCAAGAUUAUACAGAUAAGCCUGGUUUUAAGUCCAAAAGAUUAAAUCCAUAGUGUCUGUG